Messenger RNA from Zea mays, 742 nucleotides. RefSeq lists its product as uncharacterized. The record is from RefSeq and is marked validated. The transcript has a single exon. NCBI's taxonomy places the organism in Eukaryota, Viridiplantae, Streptophyta, Magnoliopsida, Poales, Poaceae. The coding region runs from base 146 to 406 and encodes 86 amino acids.
AUAAAGGGAGACCGCUAUAAAGGCAACAGGCGCAGUGCUUCACACCCACCGCUUCCACCACCACAACCGGACAGGGACACGGCACUAGCUCGUAGAAGGUCGGCCGGCCAGCCAGAGUCACAGCCGAAGGUGAAAGGGAGCGGAUAUGGGGGCGGAUCGUUUCCUGAGCGUGGCGGAGGGCGGCCUCGGCGGCGAGGCGCUCUACUUCGCGGUCAUCCUGUGGCUGUCCGUCAUGUCGUGGAUCAUCUUCACCUGGGUCGGCGACGGCGGGGAGGACGGGAGGCGGGGGAGGAAGCGCCGGGGCAGCCGCGGCAGCCCGGUGUUCGUCGGCGCGUCGGGGAUCUGCGACGGCACCGGGCCCGAGUGCAGCGGCGGGUACGGCAUCUGCGGCACCUGCCUCGACUAGCCUGCUCUGCUACUAGUAAGUUUGUGUGAGCGUCAAAAGCGCGGCCAUGUUUGUAGCUGUAGCGUCUACAUGUCGUCGUCGAUGCGUGGCCUCGAUGGAGAAGCUGGCGUUGCUCUGGUGAUAUGAUGAGAGCAGAGCAGCUCCCCUGUGUGAAGACAAUAAGAGGGAGGAGCCUACUCAUCAGCCUACUUCCAUCUUGCUUAUUAGGCUGCUCAAACUGAGUUGUCGUUAGCUCUUUUUUUUAUUUCUCCUUCCUUUAAAGUUUGAUCUCGAUCCUCUGUAAAUUUAAGCUGCAGAAGAACCAAAUACAUGUCUCGAACAGUACUAUGUGAGACG